Molecule: messenger RNA, 884 nt
Organism: Cryptotermes secundus
Lineage: Eukaryota; Metazoa; Arthropoda; Insecta; Blattodea; Kalotermitidae
Product: odorant receptor coreceptor-like
Exons: 3
Coding region: 2-319 (105 amino acids)
Biological process (GO): sensory perception of smell; detection of chemical stimulus involved in sensory perception of smell
Cellular component (GO): plasma membrane
Molecular function (GO): olfactory receptor activity; odorant binding
Source: RefSeq, a predicted model, not a curated record
CAUGGCUCAAAUUCUCUACCUAUACGGACUGAUGAUGGGUUACGUUUGUCUAUUCUGCAGACUUGGGACGGAACUCACGCUACAGGCAGAAAGGGUGAGAGACGCUGCCUGGGGGUGUGACUGGGUGGGAACUCCUGUCCCAUUUCAGCGUUGUUUGGCCUUCAUCAUUGCCACAGCCAACAAGGAGUUCACACUCACAGCCGGGAAAUUUGUUCCCGUGUCCAACUCCACCAUGAUGAGUAUAAUGAAAGAAUCCAUCUCCCUCUUCAUGUUUCUACUAACCAUGAAGGACAAGAGUGAAGAUACUGUCACGGAGUAGCCUACUCACCAUGAAGAACAAGAGUGAAGAGACUGUCACGGAGUAGCCUACUCAGCAACAGAAACUGGAAACUGUGUCUGCUCCGCACUGCAGUAUUUAUUGUGUUUUGUCCCCUAAUACUGAUUUACAAAUUCCACUCUGGCACAACGAAUUGCAUAAUGCUUCAGGAAAAGUAUUAUUUUUGACAAAGUAUAAAAAGCAGACCACCACUCUAAGUAACUACUCGGAUCUGAGGUCACAAUUAAGAAAAUUUUGCGCCCAAAUUUAAAUGCUCAUUUAUGUCAAACUACGCUUAACGGAAAGAGGACAAACAUGCAAUAAAUCUGUUCCUCAACUUAAAUUUCAUUACUAAGUGCAAUACAGUAUAAACAAUGGCACUUUCUUUUCACAAUAGAGAAAGCAUAGGACAACUUGAUACUCUGAGGUUUAGAGAACGAUAUUUACUGCAAUACAAGUGUAAAAUAUCUGUAUUAACUUUGUAACAACACAGUACCCAGCAUAUAUGUCACAUAGCAAAUUUCUAUCUUACUCUGUUAUACAAAUGUUUUGUUCAAAUUUCCGUCCC